This is a messenger RNA of Benincasa hispida (wax gourd), 1587 nucleotides long. RefSeq names its product Peroxidase superfamily protein. Gene Ontology annotation, molecular function: peroxidase activity; heme binding. The record is from RefSeq and is a predicted model, not a curated record. Lineage: Eukaryota; Viridiplantae; Streptophyta; Magnoliopsida; Cucurbitales; Cucurbitaceae. Gene Ontology annotation, biological process: response to oxidative stress; hydrogen peroxide catabolic process.
UUGCUUGAGCUAUUUACAAGAGUUUAAGACAGCCCUUUGGAGCUUGGAUGUUGUGAAUUUGCAUAUCUCAAACUAUUAGUUUUGACUUUAGAAACUUAUUUUUGGUUUAAUAUAAAUAUAUUUAAACCAUUGGCUUUGACUAUCUAAUUUGUAAAUAGAAUCAGCAUUAAUCAAUCAAUACUUUACUUGAAAACUACUUUUUUUUUUCCUUGUUUACAAAUUUAAUUAAUGGCUUAAUCAAGAUUAGCUUACAUUCUUCUUAUGGUAAAACGGGAUUGCUUGAAAAUAAUGGUGUAUAAAAGGCUGCAAAAUAGGUGGAGUUGGGUAGAGUUGUUGCAUCAACUUUGAUCAAAAUCUUCAAAUGGGAAACUUUUAAGGGAAAAAAUGGUACAAUUUGAUACUAUAAAGAAAACUAGUAGGGAGCAUUCCUUUGUCUUCCAUCUUCAUAACCUCACUGUCGAAACAUUCCAUGGAGAGUUUGAAGAUAUUAGUGGUUGUAAUAUUUGGUGUGGUUAUGCAUGGAAUUGGAAGUUUAGGUGAUGGACUUUUGGUUUUUGACUAUUACAAAGAAACAUGCCCUUUUGUUGAAGAUAUUGUUCGACGACAAGUCGAGAUUGCUGUGCUUAAAGAUCCUCGAAUGGCUGCUUCACUCCUUCGCUUGCAUUUUCAUGAUUGUUUUGUUAUGGGAUGUGAUGCAUCCGUUCUUCUAGAUAGCAAUGAUGAGAUGGUGAGCGAAAAGCAAGCUGCUCCAAAUUUAAACUCUCUUCGUGGUUUUAGUGUUAUCGAUGAGAUAAAAUACAUAUUGGAAGAAGCUUGUCCUUAUAUCGUGUCUUGUGCUGAUAUUUUGACUAUUGUUGCUCGUGAUGCUGUUGUACUCAGAGGGGGACCUGAAUGGCCAGUGUUGUUGGGAAGGAAAGACUCCUUGAAAGCAAGCUUUGAUGGAGCCAACAAAUACAUUCCUUCUCCCAAUUCCUCCCUUGAGACUCUAAUUGCCAAUUUCCAACAACAAGGCCUUAACGUUGGAGACUUGGUUGCUCUAUCAGGAAGCCACACCAUAGGGAAAGCAAGAUGCUUGAGCUUUAGACAAAGAGUAUACCAAAUGAAUCAAGAAGAAGAAUAUGAUAGAUACAAGAGAUACAACAUAUACAGAAGAAUUUUAAGGUCAAUCUGCCCUAAAACAGGGCAAGAUCAAAGGGUAGCACCCUUAGAUUUUAGAACACCUGCAAGAUUUGACAACCAUUAUUUCCUCAACAUUCUUGAAGGCAAAGGGCUUUUGGGGUCUGACAAUGUGCUCAUAACCCAAGACUAUGAAGGUGAAAUUACAAGACAAGUUUGGAGCUAUGCCUCUGACCAAACCCUUUUCUUUGAUUCCUUUGUUAAGUCCAUUAUCAAGAUGGGGAAUAUCAAUGUCCUCACUUCCUAUCAAGGUGAAGUCAGAAGGAAUUGUAGGACUACCAAUCACUAGCUUUUUUUUCCAUGUUAAAGUAUUGGUAUAACUAAAUUUAUAGUAUUCUAUCGACUUAAGUAUUUGAGUUGAAUGGUGGUCGUUAUGUACAUGAUAUUAAAGCAAGAUGUCUUGUAUUCUAA